Molecule: messenger RNA, 2655 nt
Organism: Besnoitia besnoiti
Lineage: Eukaryota; Apicomplexa; Conoidasida; Eucoccidiorida; Sarcocystidae
Exons: 2
Coding region: 1-2655 (884 amino acids)
Source: RefSeq, a predicted model, not a curated record
AUGACAACUGGUCGUGAACUCCAAACAACAGCCAAGAGACUCCGGUCCGGCACCAGCUUUCAAUUCGGCGUUCAAGAAGGCAUGCGCACUUCGACUGGUGACGCGGAACAAGACCUCGUUCCAAUUGUGGAUGACAAGUAUGCAAACGCGGCACGGCUCGUCAACGAGUACGUAUCGCGUGACAAGUCUUUCGAGGAGGCUCAUCGCGCAUGUCCAAGGUCCAACUGGAUGCGGGUCCAAGGAACAUCUGGAAGGUGCUUCAAGUCCUUUGACUUCCUCGAGUUUGGUAUCGGGCCAGUAGGCGAUGGCGACAACACAGUCAAACAAGUUGGAACUUGGGAAGAAGCAGAGAGGAUCUGCAUGGGCUUUGGUGCACACUUGGCGGCUCUAUAUACGGCUGCAGAAAUGAAGUUCGCACACAUGGUGCUUGAUCGACGGCCAGACGCUUGUUGGAUUGGCUUGCGGAGGCUUGAGCCACACCGCGCCCGCCGAAACAGUGACACCAGCAACGGCUGGAAAUGGAUAACGAGCGACAACGGCAUCCAGGAUGAUACAUAUCCCAUAGAAUGGCAUCGGGACUGGGCGCCUGUGUGGGAUUCAAUCUCAUACGCAAAGCCACUUUGCGGGGUGUUCACUAAAAAAGGAAUUGCCGCUCGGAGAUGCUAUGCCAAUACCGGCCCGACUGGAGGUCUGGCGGACAACAGAGUGAAGAAGGGGCAAAAAUCGUCAGCUGAGAAGCUGCCUGCUCCCGAGCUCUCAUGCUUCCUCUGUGCCACAUACACGUCCACCAAACUGCCAGAGCAAUCCUUCGCGUACUCAGCAGAGAAUGGCCUGUUUGUAUGGACAGAAGCGGUGGGAGGGACGCCUCCGUUCGAUGCGCGCCAAAGCGGUGCCACUCCACACAGCAUAACCACUGAGAUACUCGAUGAGAGAGUGAAGGACGAGAGACGGUACUCCAAAGAAGGGAAGAAGUCCACCUGGGGGCUCAGCAAACUCCACGAACGCAACACUAUGAAAGGUAUGAAGCGGCACAGCGAAUCAGCAUUGACCACGUCGAGCCGGAAAGCAAAUGUGGACGACGUUGAUCAGAGCUCCACUCUAGAGGAUUCGGUUGACGAGUGGUUUCCCCCUCGAUCUAAAGGUGUAGAGAGCACAGGGACUUCGCAGAAUCUCUCAGAGCGAUCGAAAGAAAUUCCAGGUGACGCGCACGAACUCACAAGCACUGCGUAUUCCACCACCGCAUCGGAUACAUUUGUAUAUAAUGCUACACACCAACCUGCGAUAGAUUCUGAAGCGGCAUUCAAGGUGACAAGGAUACCGUCGAUGAGCAACCACACGGAAAAAAAUGAGAUGGGCUUACGAGUUGACGCACACUCACAGCCUUCCAACGAUGAAGGGCGAGAUACAGCGGCAGAUAAUCCCACGGCUCCUUCUCUGGCAACGUCAGCACUGCGAAUCAAGGAUAGCGAAAGCUACGGAGCUUUUCUUCAGGAAUUCAUGAGACUCCACUCAGAAGCAAAGGAAGUUCAGGGUGGAAGAAAAGAAAAUGCUAUGCAUGGGGAGUCCACUGCCCAAGAUUCUAAAACCCUCCCUGCUGUCAGCGAGCCUCACGGCACCCCGGCAGGCUUGUCCGUUGUCUCUCUGAAGACGGAACAGGACAGUGAUGAUAGACAUGUGCUAGACGGCUCUGUUGGAAAAGUAAAGGAAGGUGACUACGUCCAAGUUUCGCCCAUCGCCAGAGCAACACCUGUAGCUGACAUGCAGGGAGAGUCUGAGGUCAAUCUUUCAUCGGCGGAGUCACCGCAGGAGUUGCCAAGCCGCGAUGGCUCAGCCGUGGGCCUUGAGACUGAGUCGGCGGCUACUCAACCGCUACGUCCUCCAUCAGUAGGAACGCCGCCCCACGAGGGCAAGGAAGGCAUGGCAGGAGCAGAAAAGGAGACGAAAGUGAAGUUGCUGCACAUAAUAUCCUGCAGCUUAGGUAUUGCAAUAUUCAUACUCGGGGCGAUUCUUCUUCUUAUCUGUCUCCGUUGCUCGCGCUCUCGUCACAAGGAGACGGGAGAGGGAGACAGUCAAGAGUCAGAGAGCACUCAGGCUAAAACGAUGUCUCUUCCUCUCUCCAUAGAGUCUUCCAUCCACUCAAUAGGCUCCUCCGUGUCCGGCUCACCUGCGUCUCGAGGCGAGAGCUCUUAUGCCCAGAGCAGAGACGAGCCAGUUCCGGCUAUGGGGGGAUCAUGUUGCCAGCAGCUUCUGCGGAGCGAUGGGUGUUCUCCCCAAUCAAGGAGGACUGUCUUUGAGUCACGGACACUGCCAGGAUCACGAGCGUCUUUAGGAAGGAUUGCCUCCCCUGGCGGAGAGAGCGUCUUCCCAGAGGAGACGUGGGAGAGUUCUGUUAGCACGUCAACGUCCAACAUUUCACAGUCCGCGGGGUUCCAACAACUAGGUUCGGAAACUUUGGUCUCGGCGAUCGUUCGUGGCAUCCGCGUCGCAGCAGGAAUGUCGGAGGCUAGCAGCACCAGAGACGAUGCCUUCAGUACCGUGCCCUCCGUGCUGUCGUCAGAUGACGCAGGCUCCUCUCUAGAUGGAUCUGCUCAGACCCGCCGCCCGAGUACCGCGGAGAGGCUCGAGCGGCUGCGCGCACGAAUCGACGCGCUGUAG